AUGGGUUCAAAUCAAGUGAUAAUCAGAUGUAUUCCUGAAUGGGAGCAAAGAGACGUACUCAACCAUUGUCAUGCACUGGCAUGUGGUGGGCAUUUCGGCCCAAGGAAAACUGCGAGGAAAGUUCCGGACAGCGGUUUCUACUGGCCCUCACUGAAUUGGGAUACUUAUGAGUUCUGCCAAAAUUGUAACAGCUAUGUGGUACAAGGAGAGAACCAAACUCUGACACGACAAAAACCUUCAGGUCAAGGAACUGCAAGUCAGGCAGAAGGCACUCCUUUUUCAAAAAAGUCAAGGCUCAAGCUCAUGCCUGGAAAGCUGAAGUCCAAGUGGAUAGGGCCAUAUACAAUCGUUGGCAUUCGGGCAAAUGGAACAGUGGAAAUUCAGGGAGUCAAUACUAACUUUGUUCCUUUCCUUGUUAAUGGUCAUAGGGUGAAAGUGUUCAGGGAUAGUUCAGAGUUGUGUGAGUACCGUGAGCAACCACCGUCACCACCACUAAGCACGAUGCAGAGGAACCCAAUGCGCGGCUCAUCCCGCCGGAAAAAUGCGAAUCCACCGAAGGAGAAAACCAGUAAAACGUCGGCGGAGGCGACGAGUUCAAACCCUACUGCCCAGGAGCCGCCGACGUCACUGCCGGCCGUGGUUCAACCGCAGCUAGACAUCAGCCAGAGCAACCCCACCGCUCAGAUUACUCCCUCCGCCACAGCGAUUGACGAUGAUGAACUGGAUCCCGAGGAGGUCAUACAAGAAUUCAUGAGGAAGUACGGCAAGGGGCCGAAAGCAAGCAACUUUACCCUCUCCUUGGAUUCUAUUACUGAUAAAAAUGCACUUAUUUCCUUCAAAAACUCCAUCACUUCCGACCCUUAUGCUACCUUGAGAACCAAUUGGUCCCAAAACACAUCAGUCUGUGAUUGGAUUGGUGUGUCGUGCGGCCUCAAACACGGUCGUGUCACUGCUCUCAAUCUCUCUGGCUACGACCUUGUUGGAACUAUUUCUCCACAUAUUGGAAACCUUUCGUUUCUCAGAUAUUUGGAUAUCAGUUUCAACAGUUUCACGGGGAUCCUACCAUUCGAUCUCUCUACACUGCAGCAUUCGAAGAUGAUGAAUGUGGGAGUCAAUUUAUUCACCGGGGAAAUUCCAACAUGGUUGGGCAGUUUACCUCAACUAGAGAAACUCUAUAUGUACAACAACACUUUCUUAGGUACAAUUCCUGCAUCUUUGUCUAACAAUUCGAUGCUCCAAAUGUUAAACUUUUCCAAUAAUCAAUUGAGUGGAUCCAUACCACAUGGUGAAAUUGGAAGUUUGAGUAUGCUUAGAGAGUUGUUGCUCGGUGCUAACGAUUUCACAGGUGAAAUUCCAACCUCUAUCACCAAUGCUUCUCAGCUUACUGCGAUAUACUUGAGCAGUAACUCAUUCACUGGUCCCGUUCCCAACUUUGGUAAUCUAAGACAGCUGCAAGUCCUUGGCCUCAGCGAAAAUAAUCUGACUGGAGUAGACUCGCCGAAUCAAGAAUUGGGAUUUCUCUCUUCCUUAACAAACUGCCAACAUUUGGAGUUCUUUGAUAUUAGUAACAAUCCGAUGAUGAAUGGUAUCCUUCCAGCUUCCAUUCCGAACUUGUCUACUUCUCUUUCCAGAUUUAGAGCAUCUAAUUGCAGCAUCAGAGGUAUAAUUCCUCCUGAAAUUGGAAAUUUGAGGAAUUUGGAAGUUUUGGAUUUAUCCAAGAAUCAACUCACAGGAUUCAUCCCAACUACAUUUCCAAUGGGUUGUAGUCUCGAGUCACUCGACUUAAAUUCUAAUAAAUUGGCAGGAUCUUUUCCCCAAUCCCUUUCCAAUUGUCCAAGUCUGCAAGUUCUCGAUAUUGGAAACAAUAGAAUACAAGACACCUUUCCAGUUUGGACUGGAAAUCUCAUUGAUCUUUGUGUCCUCAUAGUGAGAUCCAACAACUUUAGUGGUACCAUUCCUUCUCACACUUCCAAUGCUACUCUUCCAUUCCCCAUGCUGCAAGUUUUUGAUAUAUCCCAUAAUGCAUUCAUUGGCAAUCUGCCCCAUGAAUAUUUGAUGAAUUUUAAAGCGAUGAUGGAUGCAUGGGAGAUUCACCGAGGAGAACGAGAUCUGUCUCGAUUAUAUAUAGAUUCAUUGACAAUAACAAUGACAUUAACAGUGAAAGGUAUUGAUAGAGAAUAUAAGAGAAUUCUGAAAACCUUGACAACCAUCGACAUGUCAUCCAACAGAUUCUCAGGCAGUAUCCCAAACAUCAUAGGAAAUCUGAAUUCCUUGAUAUAUCUGAAUCUGUCUCACAAUUGCCUCACAGGAGGUAUACCUGCAUCUCUUGGAAACGUGCCACAACUCGAGUCGUUGGACCUGUCUUCAAACCGAUUGGAAGGGGAAAUUCCAACAGAGCUUACAAAGCUCAAAUUUCUUUCGGCGAUAAACCUGUCCAUGAAUCAUCUUUCAGGGAUGAUACCUCAAUCCAGUGGCCAGUUUCCCACAUUCGACUAUACAUCAUAUGUUGGAAAUUCUGGACUAUGUGGAUUUCCAUUAUCACGAAAAUGUGAAGUCUUCGCCUACAGGGAUGCUGCAAGAAGAUGAUGAUGGUGAUUAUGGUAUUCUAGAAGGAUUCUGUUGGCAGGCUGUUGUUUCCGGGUAUGGAUGUGGAUUCG
This is a messenger RNA of Salvia hispanica, 2657 nucleotides long. NCBI's taxonomy places the organism in Eukaryota, Viridiplantae, Streptophyta, Magnoliopsida, Lamiales, Lamiaceae. The record is from RefSeq and is a predicted model, not a curated record.